AUGGACUCGAGCUCGAGUGGCAAGGAUGGUGGAGUGGAGAAGAGCACGAGUGGUGCCGUGCAGCAAGGUUGCAGUAGCGGCAGCAGUGACUGCUUUGCUGAGGAAGCCUUGCUCUCUGAGAACCCUGAGAAUCAUUGCAAGGCUUCAGGUGAAUCCUCAGGUGGUGGCGUUCUGUGGAAUCCGUACAGUGCGGAGGGCCGCCUGGAGGAAAUGCCGAGCUUUCUUUCAGAGUGCAAGUCGUCUGGGUUGGAAUAUGAAGAGGAGGGGAGGAAGGAGAGGAGGGGGUGGGGGGGAGAGGGGGAGGGGGCCCACCUGGGAGUGGCGUGGAGCUGCCCUGUCCUGCUGCCUGAUGCCUCCCUUGGAGUGCCACCUGUGAUGCACAGCCUUGUGGAGAGGCAGGAGGAAGGGUGCGAGAGCCAGCAGGAUGUUCAUUCGGGGCAACCCAAGAGGCAGCAGGGGAAAGAGCGUGGCACCCAUGAGCUGGCAGGUGGGAGGGCUGUUACAUUUGCGAGAAUGGAGCCCUUGCACGAGGGCGAGGCUAUGGAGGGGUGUGAGGGUGAGUCUGUGGGGUCGAGUCUGUGGGGGGUUCUCAUAGAGAAGCAGAGGAGAGGAGUGUCGGAGCAAGAUCCUCCUCCUUACGGUUUAUCUCUCACCAAUACGUACCACAUUUGA
Molecule: messenger RNA, 672 nt
Organism: Closterium sp. NIES-65
Lineage: Eukaryota; Viridiplantae; Streptophyta; Zygnematophyceae; Desmidiales; Closteriaceae
Source: the annotation of a GenBank genome assembly